AUGGUUUUGCUAAUCUUAUCAGUCUCGGUAAUACCUUGGCAUUAUCGAAAAGCAUUGUUUUUCUUUGCACUUUACAUACUAGCAGUUGGUGAAGGUGGGCAUAAACCAUGUGUACAAACCUUCGCAGCAGACCAAUUUGACCAGAACUUGCCCGAGGAAAAGAAGGUCAAGAGCUCAUUUUUCAAUUGGUGGUACUUCGGAAUAAUGGUUGGUGCCACUUCUGCCAUAAUAGUGGUAGUAUACAUGGAGGGCCAUAUUAGUUGGGUGGCAGGGUUUGGAACAUUGGCAUCAACGUUGGGAGUGUCGCUGGCAAUAUUUCUUUUAGGGAUAAAGAGGUACAAGAAGCAGGGUCCCAUUGGGAGCCCAUUCACCAAGGUGGUGCAGGUGUUUGUGGCGGCCGCACAUAAGUGGCACGUGAACAAUACACAUGACGUUUUGGGUGUUUGUUUUGGAGAAAAGUUAAAUGAUGUCCAAGCUCAACUAACAGUAGCUCAAAAUUUGGCUCAUACUAAACAAUUCAGGUUUUUGGAGAAAGCAACUAUCAUUGACAACAUUGACGCAUCAAGUGAAAGUAGAAAUCCUUGGAGGCUAUGCUCACUAAAUCAAGUAGAGGAAGUGAAGCUUGUCCUCCGCCUCAUUCCCAUAUGGUUGAGUUCCUUAAUGUUCGGUGUAGUUGCGACCAAUAUUUCGACCUAUUUCACCAAGCAAGGUAGUACAAUGAUCCGAUCAAUCGGACCCCACUUUCAGAUUCCAGCAGCAUCACUUCAAGCCUUUGUUGGCAUAACUAUCAUGAUCACUGUUCCAUUGUAUGACAGAGUUUUAGUCCCAAUUACAAGAAAAUUCUCUGGACACCAUUCUGGUAUUACUUUGCUACAAAGGGUUGGCAUUGGUCUAUGUAUAUCAUUGCUAACUAUUGUUGUGGCAGCUCUAGUAGAGGCUAAAAGGGUUAGCAUUGCAAAACAAUAUGACCUUGUUGACAAGUAUAAAGAAAUUGUUCCAAUGAGUGUGUGGUGGUUACUUCCACAAUACAUACUAAGUGGCUUGUCUGAUAUGUUCACAUUUGUUGGGCUCCAAGAAUUGUUCUAUGAUCAAAUGCCAGAGUCAUUGAGAAGCUUGGGAGCGGCAGAAUAUGUUAGUGUUUUAGGAGUUGGAAGCUUCAUUAGCAGUGCUAUUAUAUCUAUUGUGCAGGCAAUCAGCUCAAGUUGUGGUGAAAAAUGGCUUGGUAACAAUCUUAAUCGCGCACACCUUGAUUACUUCUAUUGGGUGCUAGCAGGGUUGAGUGCCUUGGACCUGUGUGUAUGUCUAUGGAGUGCUAUGCGUUAUAUGUACAAAAAACUUGAAGGGGAUGAGAUACUUGCAUCAAAGUAG
Molecule: messenger RNA, 1368 nt
Organism: Quercus lobata
Lineage: Eukaryota; Viridiplantae; Streptophyta; Magnoliopsida; Fagales; Fagaceae
Product: protein NRT1/ PTR FAMILY 5.4-like
Exons: 5
Coding region: 1-1368 (455 amino acids)
Biological process (GO): transmembrane transport
Cellular component (GO): membrane
Molecular function (GO): transmembrane transporter activity
Source: RefSeq, a predicted model, not a curated record